Messenger RNA from Cyclocybe aegerita, 2166 nucleotides. Lineage: Eukaryota; Fungi; Basidiomycota; Agaricomycetes; Agaricales; Hemipholiotaceae. The record is from the annotation of a GenBank genome assembly.
AUGGACGUGACCUUCUCUAUUCUAACGGGCUUAGGCCUGCGUAUGUUCCUAUCCACUGCAGCCAAUGAAGAACCGUCGAAUGCGCUCACGACAGCGCUCCUCGGCCUAUGGGAGGGUCUGGUCGUUCACCAACUUUCAGGACGCUCAUCAUCACCACCUCUCGAUCAUGUCCUCGCAUAUGGACUCCGCCUCGCAGUCGAUCUUCUAAUUUUCAAGAAUUUACGAAGGAUGGUUGUAGUUUUGCUAUGGGCUGCAUUGGGUGGUUUGGUUUCCGAAGCCAUCGUCCCCCAUGCUAGUCUACGUUCAUCCCUGAAGAAAGCAAAAGAGCGCGAAAGGGACAGAAAACAUAGACGUGCCCGGUCAACUCCAGCAACCAUCCCUAUCAUCCCAACGCCUCUUCCUCCCCGAGUUCGGGCGUACCGACAGCCCGAAGCCACUGCUCGAGGGCCCUCACCCUCGCCACUCCUACUCCCACCCGAUGCCCCAACCCAAGGAUCUACGUCUCCUUUCCCUUUUGAACGGCCUGCGACACCUCCUAGUUUCUUCCUUCAGGAAACCUCAGAAACCUCGUUAGUAUCCCCAAAGCCAGCCCAUGUCCCAAGCCUCCCACCAAUCGAAUCGUCCCCACGAGACGCCCUCCCUGUUCGACCUCCUUCGGGCCUUGCGUCCAUAUUCGACCGCUCGCCUGACUCAGGCUCACCUCUUCCUGUUCCCAUACCUCUGCCCACCCCCCCGGAAAGCGCUCAAAGUGCUGUUCCUUCAGAUGGAUUAGUCGAUGGUGCUGUUAAUGAGGUAUCGAAUGAUACCCAAAAAUCGCGCUUCGACAAUCAGCUGUACACAAUACCAGAAAUAUCAUCGCCCGAAGACAGCAGCACGCCACAGGGAAGUCGAGAACAUCAGGAAGAUGAAGGCGGAGAAAUCUUGGCUCAAUCACCACUUCCCCACUUCCUGUCCACAACUAGUGCGCCGUUGCCCGUACCCAAUGUCGCGAUACGAAGUCGGUCGUCCAGCAGCGUAUCCAGGUGGCUUUCAUCCCAGGCCGCCAACCCAAACGCGGAUGCCAUUUUCACAACUCCGUUCUCUCCAUCAACGUCUCCUCUACCUGUUCGCAUGCAUAACGGCGACCACCUUCAGGAAAAAUCCGAUGAAGUCCUCGACAACGACAAUGGUCAUGACAGUCCGAUAGACAACGGAGAGCAAAAUGGCCCGAACAGCCCAUUGGGCAAAGAAACAGACGGCCAUGCUAAUAUCAACGACAGCGACAGCGACGAACUACGCACACCCGGUGUCCGAGAUGCCUUACUGAUGGAGACAGAUAACGGACAUGAUUCCGACCCUUUACUCACCCCGAGGCAUCUCCGCACAGUGGCAGACCCAGCAGAUGAUAUGCUCUCACCACUAGGUCUCGAUGUAAAAUCCGGUUUAGACGAGAAUUCCGAUUUCAAUGCAAACUCGGGCGACUCUCGACCAGAUUCUCGAUCAACUCCUGAGCCUACGGCGGAUGUAAAUAACCUUCCAAUUCCUGGUUCUUUGUCGCAAAUCGUCUUACUUCAACCCCCACUACCACCGUCCGGCCCGUUAUUCCGGGUCCCAACCCCUCCACUCGAGUCACCACCUGCGCCUUCUCCCUCCACUAUUCAUUCUGGACUGAGCGACAUAUCUACACUCUCUACCCGCAUUCCAAGCAAACUCUACAGCCGUGCGGAUGAACUACGGCAGAAAGCAAGGGAUGACGAGAAGACAAGAGCUCGAUUAGAGGAGCAACGGAAAGUGGCGGAGAUGGAGGGAAGAACGAUGGAUGCCCUUUUGCUGAAGGUUAAGGUUCGUGAUAUGGAUAUUGAGUCACAAAGGCUGCACGAGAAGGCUGCGAGGAGGUACUUUGCCUCUCGCAACACUCUUGAAAUCUCCAACAAGAUAGAUGUUCAUGGACUACGUCCUCGUGAGGCGUUUGAUAGGAUCGAACGGGCCAUCAUUCAAGCCAGCAAGGAAGGGAAAUCUGUCGUUCGUGUCAUUGUUGGGAAAGGGCUCCACUCUGCGAACAAACAGCCUACCUUGAAGCCAGCAGUUCUACGGGAACUUCAGAGACAAAAGAUCCCUUGUGAGAUCGAUCCUCGGAAUCCAGGAGUGUUGAACAUAACGUUGCCUCCUACCUCUUCCACUUCAUGA